AUGGCUGAACCGGCCGCUUCUUCGUCUUCGUCCGGAUCCUUCGCCGCGCGCCGCCUACAUGGCGCCGUCGUCUUCAGGGACGCGGCGCUCCCGUACAGUGGCCUCGCCGCCGCACCCCCGCCACCUCUUCCGCCGGUGCAGGUGCAGGUUGCGGCUUCCGGCGCCGGCGCCGGCGCCGGCGGAGGCGGAGGAGGAGGGAAGAUUAGCCCCGCGGUGCUCUUCAUCGUCGUGAUUCUCGCGGUGGUGUUCUUCAUCUCCGCCCUGCUCCACCUCCUGGUGCGCGUCCUCGUGAAGAAGCAGCACCGCCGCGGCGGCCGAAGGGGCACGGCGUCGUCGUCGGCGGCGGCGGCGGCGCGGGGGGCUGGAGGGGAGGCCGGCGGGGCGGACGUGGCGCUGCAGCGGCAGCUGCAGCAGCUGUUCCACCUCCACGACUCCGGGCUGGACCAGGCCUUCAUCGACGCGCUGCCGGUCUUCGCCUACCGGGAGAUCGUUGUAGGCGGCGGCGGCGACGGGGACAAGGAGCCGUUUGACUGCGCGGUGUGCCUGUGCGAGUUCGACGCCGAGGACCGGCUCCGCCUGCUGCCGCUGUGCGGGCACGCCUUCCACCUCAACUGCAUCGACACGUGGCUGCUCUCCAACUCGACCUGCCCGCUCUGCCGCGGGGUGCUCUUCGUCCCGGGGCUCAUGGGCGAGGACAGCCCGAUGUUCGAUUUCGAGGAGAGGCUGGAGGAACGGCGGUUGUCCGAGGACUGCGACGACGGAUUUGGAUUGCCUGGGCUGAAGGCUUCAGGGUUGGCACAGACACCGGUGGCUGAGAAGAAGGUAUUCCCCGUGAGGUUGGGGAAGUUCAAGAAUGUCGGAACCCAGGGUGCGGUGGAAGGUGGCAAUGCCAAUGCCAAUUCCCGUGUGUUGAGUAGGGAUCAAGGGGAGAGUAGCAGCAGCAGCUUGGAUGGAAGGAGAUGCUUCUCCAUGGGCACCUAUCAGUAUGUUCUUGGCACUUCCGAGCUCCGGGUAGCUCUCCAGCCUGGCCGGAUUAGAAAUGGCGCUGGUGGUGCAAUGAGGGCAAGACCUCCUGGUUUAAGUUCGAUCAAUGCUGAUAUUAUGGAGGGGAAGAAGAUCUGUGCACGCAACAAAGGGGAGAGUUUCUCCGUGUCGAAAAUUUGGCAAUGGUCUAAUCUUAAGGGCAAGCUACCUGCUGGUUCGGAUGAAUGUUCGGAUGCCGGGAGCCUUCCAUGGACGAAGAGAGGAGGUGCUGCGGAUACAUCAAACUUAUGA
Miscanthus lutarioriparius is the source of this 1275-nucleotide messenger RNA. NCBI's taxonomy places the organism in Eukaryota, Viridiplantae, Streptophyta, Magnoliopsida, Poales, Poaceae. The record is from the annotation of a GenBank genome assembly.